AGAUUUUAGACCCGAGUCAGCAAUCACGGGUGUUUAGUCUGCCGCCGAGCAGAGCCGAGCGAGAAGGACUCGCCGGCUCGGGGAAGAGCCGCAGCGGACUCCGCCGCCGGCACCCUGCGAUAGAUGGAUUCCCACUCCACCGGGGGGCCAACGCCGAGGUGACGUGCUUCUGCUCGGAAAGAGGACGAACGGCCAAACCAAUGCCAGGAUCGGACUCCAUGCCGCUAGUAUCCGCGAGUCGUGACACGAGCAUCUGCAGCUUUUCCAUAUUGAAGUUGAAGUGCUGGAUAUUAAUGACAAUUCUCCCCAGUUUUCAAGACCUCUCAUACCUAUUGAGAUAUCUGAGAGUGCGGCAGUGGGGACUCGUAUCCCCCUGGACAGUGCGUUUGAUCCAGAUGUUGGAGAAAAUUCCCUCCACACGUAUUCCCUCUCUGCCAAUGAUUUUUUUAACAUUGAGGUUCGGACCAGGACGGAUGGAGCCAAGUAUGCGGAGCUCAUAGUGGUCAGAGAGUUGGAUCGGGAGCUGAAGUCAAGCUACGAGCUUCAGCUCACUGCCUCAGACAUGGGGGUGCCUCAGAGGUCUGGCUCGUCCAUACUAAAAAUAAGCAUUUCGGACUCCAACGACAACAGCCCUGCUUUUGAGCAGCCGUCUUAUAUAAUUCAACUCCUAGAAAACUCCCCCGUUGGCACUCUGCUCCUAGACCUGAAUGCCACUGAUCCAGAUGAGGGCGCUAAUGGGAAAAUUGUAUAUUCCUUCAGCAGUCAUGUGUCCCCUAAAAUUAUAGAGACUUUUAAAAUUGAUUCAGAAAGAGGACAUUUGACUCUUUUCAAGCAAGUAGAUUAUGAAAUCACCAAAUCCUAUGAGAUUGAUGUGCAAGCUCAAGACUUGGGUCCGAAUUCAAUCCCAGCUCACUGCAAAAUUAUAAUUAAGGUUGUGGAUGUGAAUGACAAUAAACCUGAAAUCAGCAUCAAUCUCAUGUCCCCUGGAAAGGAAGAAAUAUCUUACAUUUUUGAAGGGGAUCCUAUUGACACAUUUGUUGCUUUGGUCAGGGUUCAGGACAAGGAUUCUGGGCUGAAUGGAGAAAUCGUUUGUAAGCUUCAUGGACAUGGUCAUUUUAAACUCCAGAAGACUUAUGAAAACAAUUAUUUGAUCUUGACUAAUGCCACACUGGAUAGAGAAAAGAGAUCUGAGUAUGGUUUGACUGUAAUCGCUGAGGACAAGGGGACACCCAGUCUUUCCACAGUAAAACAUUUUACUGUUCAAAUCAAUGAUAUAAAUGACAAUCCACCUCACUUCCAGAGAAGCCGAUAUGAAUUUGUUAUCUCAGAGAAUAAUUCACCUGGGGCAUAUAUCACCACUGUUACAGCCACAGAUCCCGAUCUUGGAGAAAAUGGGCAAGUGACAUAUACCAUUUUGGAGGGUUUUAUCCUAGGAAGUUCCAUAACUACAUAUGUGACCAUCGACCCAUCUAAUGGAGCCAUCUAUGCCCUCAGAAUCUUUGACCAUGAAGAAGUGAGUCAGAUCACUUUUGUGGUGGAAGCCAGAGAUGGAGGAAGUCCUAAGCAACUUGUAAGCAACACCACAGUUGUGCUCACCAUCAUUGAUGAAAAUGAUAAUGUCCCUGUGGUCAUAGGGCCUGCACUGAAAAAUAAUACUGCAGAAAUCUCCAUCCCCAAAGGGGCUGAAAGUGGCUUCCAUGUCACAAGAAUAAGGGCAAUUGACAGAGACUCUGGUGUGAAUGCUGAACUCAGCUGCUCCAUAGUGGCAGGUAAUGAGGAGAAUAUCUUCAUAAUUGAUCCACGAUCGUGUGACAUCCAUACCAACGUGAGCAUGGAAUCUGUUCCCAAUACAGAAUGGGAGCUUUCAGUUAUUAUUCAGGACAAAGGCAAUCCUCAGCUGCAUACCAAAGUCCUUCUGAAGUGCAUGAUCUUUGAAUAUGCAGAGUCAGUGACCAGUACAGCGAUGACUUCCGUAAGCCAGGCAUCCUUGGAUGUCUCCAUGAUAAUAAUUAUUUCCUUAGGAGCAAUUUGUGCAGUGUUGUUGGUUAUCAUGGUGCUGUUUGCAACUAGGUGUAACCGAGAAAAGAAAGAUACUAGAUCCUACAACUGCAGGGUGGCAGAAUCAACUUACCAGCACCACCCCAAAAGACCAUCCAGGCAGAUUCACAAAGGGGACAUCACAUUGGUGCCUACCAUCAAUGGCACUCUGCCCAUCAGAUCUCAUCACAGAUCAUCUCCAUCUUCAUCUCCUACCUUAGAAAGAGGGCAGAUGAGCAGCCGGCAGAGUCACAACAGUCACCAGUCACUCAACAGUUUGGUGACAAUCUCAUCGAACCACGUGCCAGAGAAUUUCUCAUUAGAACUCACCCAUGCCACUCCUGCUGUUGAGGUCUCCCAGCUUCUUUCAAUGCUGCACCAGGGGCAAUAUCAGCCAAGGCCAAGUUUUCGAGGAAACAAAUAUUCCAGGAGCUAUAGAUAUGCCCUUCAAGACAUGGACAAAUUUAGCUUGAAAGACAGUGGCCGUGGUGACAGUGAAGCAGGAGACAGUGAUUAUGAUUUGGGGCGAGACUCUCCUAUAGAUAGGCUGCUGGGUGAGGGAUUCAGCGACCUGUUUCUUACAGAUGGAAGAAUCCCAGCAGCUAUGCGGCUGUGCACCGAGGAGUGCAGAGUCCUGGGACAUUCCGACCAGUGCUGGAUGCCGCCGCUGCCCUCGCCACCCUCCGAUUACAGGAGCAACAUGUUCAUUCCAGGGGAGGAAUUCCCAGCACAACCCCAGCAGCAGCAUCCGCACCCGGGUCUUGAUGAUGACACCCAGUCGGCAGAUUCUGGUGAGAAGAAGAAAAGUUUUUCCACGUUUGGGAAGGACUCCCCGAAUGAUGAGGACUCCGGGGAUACCAGCACGUCCUCUCUGCUCUCGGAAAUGAGCAGCGUGUUCCAGCGCCUGUUGCCGCCUUCCCUGGACACCUACUCUGAGUGCACCGAGGUGGAUCGGUCCAACUCCCUGGAACGCCAGAAGGGGCCCCUGCCAGCCAAGACCGUGGGUUACCCGCAAGGGGUGGCGGCCUGGGCAGCCAGCACGCAUUUUCAAAAUCCUACCAACACCCCUGGGCCCCCCCUCGGAACUCACUCCAGUGUGCAGCCUUCUUCAAAGUGGCUGCCUGCCAUGGAGGAGAUCCCCGAAAAUUAUGAAGAAGAUGAUUUUGACAAUGUGCUCAACCACCUGAAUGACGGGAAACACGAACUCAUGGACGCCAGUGAGCUGGUGGCUGAGAUUAACAAACUGCUUCAAGACGUCCGCCAGAGCUAGGAGACUUCAGAGAAGCAUUUUGUUUCCAUAUACAUGGAAACGGGGACAGAACAACAACAACAACAACAACAACAACAACAACCACCACCCUGAAAGAACUGGCAUUGCCAAAUAGUUGCAUUUAUCAUAAAUGUGUCUGUGUAUAUUGAAUAUUAAAUACUGUAUUUUCGUAUGUACACAAUGCAAGUGUGAUUAUUUUAAUCUGUAUUUUAAAAAUACAUUUGUACCUUAUAUUUAUGUGUAAUUUAACAAACAAAUUUUAUUUUUUUACUCCCAUGACAAACAUGUCUUUCCUAAUCGUAUAGAAACAAGCCACUGUUCAAAUCUGAUAUAUUAUUCCACCAUGAAGUAUAAAGGCACUGUUGUUGAGGUUACUUAUGUUGGAGAAGAAUUAUUAUGCUGAGAAACUGAAAGCACUGUCCACUUAAUUUCAUUAAGUGGUCUGACUUCUUUUUCAAUACUUUUUACAAAUUAUGCAUCAUUAACAAUGUUAAGCUAUGUUAUUAGUACUUUCACUGCUCUCUGCUAGCUUCAAUAGUUAACUGUUACAGCAAAACUGAUAACAUGAACUGAAAUUUUAUUUUAGGACUGGGAAGUACCUUGAAACAUAUUUGUGAGACGGCUGUUUCAAAUGAAAUUUCACAGAUAAUGGUGCAAAUAAGACUAAAGUUAAUAUUUCUUCACUCCCAGACCCCCAGGCAUCACACUUGCCUGUUCUUGAGAAUAUUUCUCCUAUAUAUUAUCAUCGACUUAUAAUUAAGGUAAACAGUAAAUUUAAUCCCAUCCUUAUAGUAUGAAAUGUGCUCCAAGUGAAUACCCUUUAACUGGAUAACAGUAUGUAUUCUAACAGCGUAAAGUAUUCAUGGACAAAGAUGGCCAUGUCAGUGUCCUUCCUAGGGUAGUAAAUAUGAUUGAUUUAUUCCGAAACUGUGCUAGUUGAAUCUUCCCCUCUCCUCUCACAGGACUUGAAUACUUUCGUCUUUCGCAACGUUGUUUUUCUAUGACUAUUCGCUUUUAGCUUUUGCUUCCAUUGCAUGAUCUCAUAUUUUUGCUUUUAUUUUUGGUAUAAGAACAUUUAUAAAAUCACGUUUUUGUUAUUGCGAUUUUGUUUUCUUUGUUAUGUGACAGAUGAGAAAUUCUUUAUUUAUUGUGCUGUUAUCUCUCUGUGUGGAAUGCUUUGGUAAGAGAGAUCCGUAUUAUGACUGUUACCAUUUAUGACCAAGUUUCUAUUAGUGUUAUUUUCAAUGAUACACUAUCUUGAUUGUAUUCUCCAAAAAAUUUUACUGUCAAUGAAAAUAAAAGGAAAAUUAAAG
Otolemur garnettii (small-eared galago) is the source of this 4620-nucleotide messenger RNA. It is a transcript of the gene PCDH18, whose product is annotated as protocadherin 18. The transcript is spliced from 5 exons. Gene Ontology annotation, molecular function: calcium ion binding. The record is from RefSeq and is a predicted model, not a curated record. Lineage: Eukaryota; Metazoa; Chordata; Mammalia; Primates; Galagidae. Gene Ontology annotation, cellular component: plasma membrane. Gene Ontology annotation, biological process: homophilic cell-cell adhesion. The coding region runs from base 563 to 3307 and encodes 914 amino acids.